AUGACUCAAGAAUCAACAAUCCAACUAUCACUACCCGAAGGUUAUACAUUCAGAAAAUUAAAAUUAACAGACUAUUCAAACAAUUACAUAGAAACGUUGAAAGUGCUAACAACUGUUGGUAAUAUAUCGGAAGAAAAUUUUAAUAAACUAUUUCAAGAAUGGAGUCAAAAUUCCCAUAUCUAUCAACCUCAUGUUAUAUUAAAUAAAGAAGGUGUAGUGGUCUCAACAGGGAUGCUAUUGCUAGAAUCAAAGUUAAUACAUGAAUGUGGUAAAAUUGGACACAUUGAGGAUAUAUCAGUUGCAAAAGAAGAGCAAGGUAAAAAAUUAGGUAAUUACAUGGUUAAAAGUCUAGCAUCUUUAGCUGAACAAGCCGGUUGCUAUAAAGUGAUUUUAGAUUGCCUGGAUCAUAAUGUUGGGUUUUAUGAGAAAUGUGGAUUUGAAGUGGGAGGUGUAGAAAUGGUUCAUAGAUUUUUUAGAUAUUAG
Lodderomyces pseudojiufengensis is the source of this 483-nucleotide messenger RNA. It is a transcript of the gene GNA1, whose product is annotated as glucosamine 6-phosphate N-acetyltransferase. Bases 1 to 483 code for a protein of 160 amino acids. Gene Ontology annotation, biological process: UDP-N-acetylglucosamine biosynthetic process. Gene Ontology annotation, molecular function: glucosamine 6-phosphate N-acetyltransferase activity; monosaccharide binding. The record is from RefSeq and is a predicted model, not a curated record. The transcript has a single exon. NCBI's taxonomy places the organism in Eukaryota, Fungi, Ascomycota, Pichiomycetes, Serinales, Debaryomycetaceae. Gene Ontology annotation, cellular component: endoplasmic reticulum-Golgi intermediate compartment; Golgi apparatus; endoplasmic reticulum.